AUGUUGUUUCCGCGGCUCUUCAGCUUGGCUGCCCUCUCAGCAAGCCUCGCUUCGGCCGUCGAGCUUACAGGUUAUGAAUAUGUCGUCGUUGGGUCAGGAGCUGGUGGAGGCCCGCUCGCUGCUCGACUCGCUUUGGCUGGUCAUAAAACCCUGUUGAUCGAGGCCGGAGACGACCAGGGACUGAAUACCAACUAUACUGUUCCGGCAUAUUCGGCCAAAUCCUCAGAGGAUGGCGCGAUUGCCUGGAAUUUCUUCGUCCGCCAUUACGCAGAUGAUGAACGUCAAGCUCGCGACUAUAAAACGACCUAUGUGACCCCCGAAGGCGAGGAAUACACUGGCCUCAGCCCUCCCGAGGGCUCAACCAUGAAGGGCACUUUGUAUCCUCGCACUGGCACUCUUGGUGGCUGCACUGCCCACAAUGCUCUCAUUACUGUUUACCCACACGAAUCAGAUUUCGAUUAUAUUGCGACCCUGACCGGUGACGGGUCCUGGUCCCCAGGUAACAUGCGCAAGUAUUUUGAGCGCAUGGAGAAUAACAACUAUCUCCUCUCUGGAGCGCCUGGCCAUGGCUACGAUGGCUGGUUGAGCGAUGAAGAGGCGCCUAUCAGUAUUGUGCUGGAAGACCCUCAGCUAUUGAGCAUGUUGCUAGGUGGUGCUUUUGCAUUGGGCAAUCAUACCAACGCCAUUUUCAAUAUCGCGACACUGUUGGCUGCUGAUGCAAACAGGGAUUCAAAGUCGCGCGACACCAACCCAGGAUACUACCAAGUUCCCGUUGCCACUGAUGGAGGCAAGCGCAAUGGUCCUCGUGACUUCCUCGUGGCAGUGCGAGAUGCCACGAAUCUCGAUGGCUCCAAGAAAUAUCCACUAGACAUUCGCACCAACUGUCACGUCACCAAGGUGACCUUUGACAACGACACCUCGACUGGCACUCCUCGCGCCACUGGUGUCGAGUUCCUCGACGGUAAAUAUCUCUACCGUGCUAGUCCUCGCUCUGCUACUGCUGCCAAGGGUGUUCCAGGCAGUGCCACCGCCUCACGCGAAGUCAUCGUUGCCGGUGGAGUCUACAACUCUCCGCAGCUGCUAAAGCUGAGUGGUAUUGGCCCUGCCGAUGAGCUUCGCAAGUACGGUAUAAACAUCGUAAAGGACUUGCCCGGCGUUGGCACCAACCUGCAAGAUCACUAUGAGACCGCCGUCCAGGGCCACGUCCCCAAGAACUUCUCAGCACUAGACGGUUGUACCUUCAACGCAGCGGAUGAUCCCUGCCUGACCCGCUGGAAUAACCCAAUUCUCGGUAACCGCGGUAUCUAUUCUUCGGCCGGUUUCGCUAGCACUAUGUUCUAUAAGAGUUCAGUGACCGCAGACGACAGCUACGAUGCAUUCGUCUUCGGUGGACCGAUCAAUUUCCGUGGCUAUUUCCCGAAUUACAGUAUCAACAUCACAGAACGCCAUGACUGGUUCUCCUGGGCUAUUCUAAAGGCGCACCCUCGCAACACUGCGGGAUCUGUAACUCUGCGCUCUGCAGAUCCCCUCGAUAUGCCGGAUAUUGUCUUCAACUACUUCGAUACCGGCAGCGGCGACUACAAGGCCGAUCUACAGGCCAUCACCGAGGCUAUUAGUCUCGCCCGUGACGCAUUCGAUCGUCAGCUUGUGGAUGUAACGGAAGUGCUUCCUGGUAAGGAUGUCACCUCUGCUGAGGACAUUCACAACUACAUCAUGGAUACUGCCUGGGGCCACCAUGCCUCGUGUACUUGCCCUAUCGGCGCGGAUGACGAUCCGAUGGCUGUUCUGGAUUCGAAGUUCCGGGUUCGCGGCGUAAGCGGUCUUCGUGUUGUUGAUGCUUCGGUUUACCCUCGCAUUCCUGGCACUUUUACGGCCGUCUCGACCUAUAUGGUGGCUGAGAAGGCGGCGGAGGAUAUCAUCAACGAUGCUGGAUAUAACUAG
This is a messenger RNA of Penicillium cataractarum, 1941 nucleotides long. RefSeq names its product GMC family oxidoreductase. Bases 1 to 1941 code for a protein of 646 amino acids. Lineage: Eukaryota; Fungi; Ascomycota; Eurotiomycetes; Eurotiales; Aspergillaceae. The transcript has a single exon. The record is from RefSeq and is a predicted model, not a curated record. Gene Ontology annotation, molecular function: oxidoreductase activity, acting on CH-OH group of donors; flavin adenine dinucleotide binding.